Messenger RNA from Gamsiella multidivaricata, 891 nucleotides. RefSeq lists its product as uncharacterized. The transcript has 7 exons. The coding region runs from base 13 to 822 and encodes 269 amino acids. Gene Ontology annotation, biological process: cytokinin biosynthetic process. Gene Ontology annotation, cellular component: cytosol. NCBI's taxonomy places the organism in Eukaryota, Fungi, Mortierellomycota, Mortierellomycetes, Mortierellales, Mortierellaceae. The record is from RefSeq and is a predicted model, not a curated record. Gene Ontology annotation, molecular function: hydrolase activity, hydrolyzing N-glycosyl compounds.
AGUUCUUUGGAUAUGGUAGGCUUCACUUCAAAAACGCUGGGAAACAACAGCCACGCGGGGAAAUGGAUCGUUUUCCUGCUAACCAAGUCUACGCUUUUCUCCUUUCCACCCUACUCGCGUAUACGUUCAUACAUCCUUCAACUGUUCCCCAUGCCUGAGACCAGCACAACCACCAAUGAGGCCGCCACCCCAACGCGGUUCAUCACCGUCUUCUGUGGAUCAUCACCUGGUCGAGAUCCCGAUUACGUUGAAAUGGCCAAAGAGCUUGGUCGCGAAAUGCUCAAGAGGAACUACGGCCUUGUCUACGGCGGUGGUUCUUAUGGAUUGAUGGGAGCCAUUGCAAAAACUAUCCAUGAAGGAGGCGGAAAAGUCAUUGGAGUCAUCCCUGAAGCCCUCAAGAAGAUCGAGCGCCCAGAAAUCCCCGACGUUGACAACGACCGGGUUUUUGGAGAGGAGAUCGUCGUCAAGGAUAUGCAUACCAGGAAAGCGUUGAUGAAUAAGCUGUCAAGCGGCUUUAUUACGAUGCCUGGCGGCUACGGUACCAUGGAGGAAUUACUUGAGAUUACCACCUGGUCGCAGCUGAGCAUUCACGACAAACCAGUGAUGCUUUUCAACAUGAAGGGAUACUUUGAGCACCUGCUCAAGUUCAUCGAACACUCGGUUGAAGAGAAAUUUAUUGUCGACUGGAGUUCCAAGGUCAUUAUUGCUGGAUCGACUGCCAAGGAGGUCCUCGAUAAGUUGGAAGUUUACCAGCCCCCUGCCUCCCGCUACUCAUUGAAAUGGAAUGAGGUUGAUUCGGAGCCAAAGGAGAACUUUGUUUGAAUUGAUCUUAGAUAUUAAGGGUCCUCGACAAUAAAAGGGACAGCUGUCAUCUGUCAUCUAUCUUUUCGU